This is a messenger RNA of Athene cunicularia (burrowing owl), 2080 nucleotides long. It is a transcript of the gene HTRA3, whose product is annotated as HtrA serine peptidase 3. The record is from RefSeq and is a predicted model, not a curated record. Bases 100 to 1248 code for a protein of 382 amino acids. Gene Ontology annotation, molecular function: protein binding; serine-type endopeptidase activity. The transcript has 9 exons. Lineage: Eukaryota; Metazoa; Chordata; Aves; Strigiformes; Strigidae. Gene Ontology annotation, biological process: proteolysis.
CGCUGCAACUGCUGCCUCAUCUGCGCCGCGGGCGAGGGGGACUCCUGCGGCCGCAAGGAGGACCCGCCCUGCGGGGACAGCCUCGACUGCCGCUACCCCAUGGGCAAGCGCUUCGCCAAGGGGGUCUGCCAGUGCAAGCUCAGCGCCCAGGUGUGCGGCAGCGACGGCCGGACCUACGACAACAUCUGCCAGCUGAAGGCGGUGAGCCGCAAGGCGCUGCAGCACGGCCUGCCCGCCGUCGCCCAGGUCCAGAAGGGAGCCUGUGAAUCGGGUCACCUACAGUCCAGCAGCCCAAGAUACAAAUUCAACUUCAUAGCAGAUGUGGUGGAAAAGAUUGCACCUGCAGUUGUACACAUUGAACUUUUCCUCAGGCACCCUCUCUUUGGUCGAAAUGUCCCACUUUCCAGUGGAUCUGGGUUUAUUAUGUCUGAUUCUGGUUUAAUUGUCACCAAUGCCCACGUGGUGUCAAGCACCAAUGCUAUAUCAGGGAGACAACAAUUGAAAGUACAGCUACAGAAUGGAGAUACCUAUGAAGCAACUAUCAAAGACAUUGACAAGAAAUCUGACAUUGCAACAAUAAAGAUUCACCCAAAGAAAAGACUACCAGUAUUGUUACUGGGACAUUCUGCUGAUCUGAGGCCAGGAGAAUUUGUGGUGGCGAUUGGAAGUCCAUUUGCCUUACAGAACACUGUGACAACCGGCAUUGUCAGCACUGCUCAGCGAGAUGGCAAAGAACUUGGCCUGCGGGACUCAGAUAUGGAUUACAUUCAGACAGACGCUAUUAUCAAUUACGGCAACUCUGGAGGACCUCUAGUUAAUCUGGAUGGUGAAGUGAUUGGGAUUAACACCUUGAAGGUCACAGCUGGAAUUUCUUUUGCUAUUCCUUCAGACCGCAUCACUCAGUUUCUCACAGAGUCACAUGACAAACAAAGUAAAGAUGGGAAGAAACGUUUCAUUGGCAUCAGAAUGCUGACAAUAACACCUGCCUUGGUGGAAGAAUUGAAACACAAUAAUGCUGAUUUUCCUGAUGUCAGAAGUGGAAUUUAUGUACAUGAAGUUGUUCCAAACUCACCUUCCCAUAGAGGAGGGAUCCAAGAUGGAGACAUCAUUGUUAAAGUCAAUGGGCGUCCUUUGAUGACUUCCAGUGACCUGCAAGAGGCUGUGAUGAAUGAAUCCCCUCUAUUACUUGAAGUUCGAAGAGGAAAUGAUGACUUGCUAUUUAACAUUGAGCCUGAAGUUGUCAUGUAAACAUAAUUGAGGAAGCUCUCACCAUAAUUAAACUCACUUAUUCUGGAACACUAGAUACCUCCUUUACAGCUACAGUAAUUAUACUUCCUGUUGACUAAUGACAAGGUGGACUAACUUAAUUGCCUGAGCCAUUUCUGUACAUAGUAGCUAGAAUGAAUUGAAUUAUGCCAUUUAUAGAAGAUUUAACUUUCAAAGAAAUUUAAGAACUGUGUUCUGGGGAGGGGGAGGAGGAAAACAAAUUUUGGGUAGCUGGUAAAAAUGGGGUCCUCUUCCAGUUCCUGCAGGUUGAGAGCAGAUUCAGUUCUGCAUUUUGAAAGACCAAAAUACUACUGGAAGUGAGGAAGCAGGCCAAAAGGGGGAAUUAUUCUUAAACUACAGUCAUAGCUGCAGCAGAACCAAGCUAUUGCAAUGCACAAUUGAGCUUUUUUUUCUAUAUAAUGUUUUCAAUGUGAAACUAGUAUUGGCAAAGCUUGUGUUUGUUCUUAGUGCUCCUGUGCUAUAUGUCAAAGCAGGUAGAUUAAACAUGUAAAUACCCAAAGAAACAAAAAUGGUAUCAGGCUAUAGAGUGUUACACCUAGGUCAUGCGAUUUUGGAAUAUAGUAAAUGAUUCUUAUAGAAUUAAUGCCUUAUUAUAUAUAAAUCAAAACGAUGUGCUGAACAAAGUUAAGUUUGAGAAAGUGCACAAUUUUUUAAGAAUUUGAUACAGAUUAGUUUUGCAUUUUACUAGUAAGCUUUGCUGUAAAAUUGUUACACUACUUUUGGCUUGUACUGUGUCUGUUUCUACUGUAAGGAGAUUAAAGUUUACACAAAUAAUGUGUUGGUGUAAACCUCU